Molecule: messenger RNA, 960 nt
Organism: Symbiodinium sp. CCMP2592
Lineage: Eukaryota; Dinophyceae; Suessiales; Symbiodiniaceae
Source: the annotation of a GenBank genome assembly
AUGGCCACCAUGGGCAGCCUCCAUGCUGUGGUGUUGGAAAAUGUCCGUGGCAUCCUGGAGAAGACGAAGCAGGGCCCGUCCUUCAUGGAUGUGGUGUUGGAGGAGGUCAGACGGGCUGUGCCGCACUUCGACUGGCAAGUCGCGGUGCUUCGUGCACAGGACUUCCGCUUGGCGCAAAAGAGAACAAGGGUGUUCUUGCGUGGUUUGCGGAGGUGCUUUGGGGAGGUUCCAAACCCCCUGGCACCCAUGGGCGAAAUGCCUCUUGAGGGGUUUCUGAAGCCAAACCUGCCUCCUGUCAACCGCAGCUCCGUGACAGCGUGCAUACGCCGCAACUUGAAGGACGCAGAGCGCGAGCUGUUGCAAAAGUGGGAUAGCGGUGAGCUGUCUGCCGAAGACAUCAUCUGCUUCCCAGCGGAUCGGGCGAGCGGAAAAACGUACGCCCGUGUUUACCAGAAGAACAUGGUCCCGACCCUCACCACCGCGGGUAUGUACCUGUUCUUGGUGUCGGUUGGCUGCCUGCGCAAGCCCGACGACAAAAGGCGGUACUUCAGGUUCUUGGAUUCCACGGAGAGGUUGACCCUCCAAGGAUUCAAGAAAGACGUGCUGGCAAGCAGCCCGGACUGCUUGCGCAGGAAGGCGGCCGGAAAUGCCUACCCUGUUCCGCUUGUGGCCGCGGUGCUUGCGCCAAUGCUGCAGCAGCUGUCCCAGCCCGACCUGCAAAGCGAGUUGGACCGCGCGCCGGAGAAGUCCUCUGUGAAAGCUGCCUUGGCUGCUCAGAGGUUCGAGGAGGCCCUCGCUUCCAGAAGCACAGCUGCAGCUGCGUGCAACCGUGAGGUGCAGGCCACGCGCAUGCAGCAGCAGCCCAAGAAAGCCUCGCAGACCAGAUCCGCUGCGGCUUCGAAGCCCCAGCCAAAGAAGAGGCGGGCAAACAAGUGGAUCAAGUCCAGCAGCUCUUCGUGA